Messenger RNA from Melopsittacus undulatus (budgerigar), 3273 nucleotides. RefSeq names its product arachidonate 5-lipoxygenase (gene ALOX5). Gene Ontology annotation, biological process: lipoxygenase pathway; hepoxilin biosynthetic process; linoleic acid metabolic process. The coding region runs from base 84 to 2108 and encodes 674 amino acids. Gene Ontology annotation, molecular function: iron ion binding; arachidonate 5-lipoxygenase activity; protein binding. Lineage: Eukaryota; Metazoa; Chordata; Aves; Psittaciformes; Psittaculidae. Gene Ontology annotation, cellular component: nuclear envelope. The transcript is spliced from 14 exons. The record is from RefSeq and is a predicted model, not a curated record.
GCAGGGUCAGCGGCAGGAGAGCGGCUCAGUAGUGGCCGGUCGGGUCGGUGGGGCCGUGCAGAGCCGAGCCCUGCUGUGGGACCAUGCCAUCCUACACGGUCACGGUGGCCACGGGCAGCCAGUGGUUCGCGGGCACCGACGACUACGUGUACCUGAGCCUAGAGGGCACGGAAGGCUGCAGCGAGAGGCACCUCCUGGACAAACCCUUCUACAACGACUUCGAGCGCGGCGCGGUUGACUCCUACGAUGUGACUGUGGAAGAAGACCUUGGAGAAAUUCAGCUAAUAAAAAUUGAGAAACGGAAAUACUGGUACCAAGAUGACUGGUACCUCAGGUAUAUCACUGUAAAAAUGCCAAUGGGUGACUAUCUGGAGUUCCCGUGUUACCGCUGGAUUACAGAUGAAAAAGAGGUUGUCCUUCGAGAUGGAAGAGCAAAGCUCCCCCGUGAUGACAAGACUCAGAUUCUCAAGCAGCACAGACGCAAAGAGCUUGAGACUCGUCAAAAGAUGUACCGCUGGAAAGAGUGGCAUCCAGGCUUUCCCCUGAGCAUUGAUGCCACUUCUCACAGUGAUCUGCCUCGUGACAUCCAGUUUGACAAUGAAAAGGGAAUUGACUUCAUUCUGAACUACUCCAAAGCGAUGGAGAAUCUUUAUAUCAAUCGCUUCAUGCACAUGUUCCAGUCCUCCUGGAGUGAUUUUGCAGAUUUUGAGAAGAUCUUUGUCAGAAUCAGCAACACAAUCUCUGAAUAUGUGAUGCAGCACUGGAAGGAAGAUUUUAUGUUUGGCUACCAGUUCCUGAAUGGAUGCAAUCCUGUGCUGAUCCGGAGAUGCACAGAGAUACCCAAGAAGUUGCCUGUGACUAUGGAUAUGGUAGAAUGCAGUCUGGAGAGGAACCUAACCCUGGAGGAGGAAGUAAAGCAAGGAAACAUUUUCAUUGUGGACUAUGAGCUGCUGGAUGGUGUGGAUGCCAAUAAAACAGACCCAUGCACAAUGCAGUACUUGGCUGCACCCAUCUGUCUGCUGUAUAAGAAUCUGGAGAAUAAAAUUGUACCUGUUGCAAUCCAGCUUGGUCAAAAUCCUGGGCCGAACAAUCCCAUAUUCCUUCCUUCAGAUGCUACAUAUGAUUGGCUGCUAGCUAAAAUCUGGGUUCGCUCAUCUGAUUUCCACAUCCACCAGACAGUGACCCAUCUCUUACGGACACACUUAGUCUCAGAGGUGUUCAGCAUAGCUAUGUUCCGGCAGCUGCCUGCUGUACAUCCCCUCUUCAAGCUCUUGGUGCCACACAUGCGCUUCACAAUAGCCAUCAAUACCAAAGCCCGAGAACAGCUUAUCUGUGAAUGUGGUCUUUUUGACAAGGCAAAUGCUACUGGUGGAGGAGGACAUGUACAAAUGGUGCAGAAAGCAAUGAAGGAUCUGACUUACAGCUCCCUCUGCUUCCCUGAGGAGAUCAAAGCUAAAGGGAUGGACAGCAAAGAGGAUAUCCCCUACUACUAUUACCGGGAUGAUGGCAUUAAAGUGUGGGAGGCUGUAAAGAGUUUUGUAGAGGAUGUCAUUCACAUCUACUAUGAGAGUGAUGAGGUGGUGUGUGAGGAUGUGGAGCUCCAGGCCUUCGUCAAAGAUAUUUACGUCUAUGGAAUGAGAGGUGUGAAGUCCUCAGGAUUUCCUAAAAUGAUCAGGACACGAGAGAAGCUAGCAGAAUAUCUCACAGUGAUAAUAUUCACCACAUCGGCCCAGCAUGCAGCUGUGAAUUUUGGUCAGUAUGACUGGUGUUCCUGGAUUCCCAAUGCCCCACCAACAAUGCGCUGCCCUCCUCCAACAGAAAAGGGGACAGUCACCAUUGAGCAAAUUGUGGAGAGUCUGCCAGACAGGGGACGUUCUUGUUGGCAUCUUGGAGCUGUUUGGGCCUUGAGCCAAUUCCAGGACAGUGAACUGUUUCUAGGCAUGUACCCAGAUGAACACUUUGUGGAGAAGCCAGUGAAAGAGGCUAUGGCAAAAUUCCGCAAGAAUCUGGAUGAGAUUGUCAACGCCAUCGCUGAGCGCAACAAGAAAAAGAAGCUUCCUUAUUACUACCUUUCCCCAGAUCGCAUUCCCAACAGUGUUGCUGUUUAAGCAGAUACUCAGAAGAGUUUAGAGGCAUGUAAAGCUAAUGAUGCUUUCCUGCUACAUAUGCUUCUUUUCAAUGAACUCUCAGAAAUUGAUAAGAAACCCAACCCCUCCAUUACAGCUGAUCCAUCAUCUAUUUAGACUUUCCAAACAAAGCUGAUUAUGACUGAUCUUGCAGGCAAAGUCUAGUUGACAACCUUCUAGGUCAAAUUUGUUACAACUUUAUUUUCCCAGUAUUUAUUAGUUAAUCUUAGCAUCAAUAUUCAUGUUUCUGUUAGCUUUCCCUUGCCUGGACAAAACAAUAUAAUCACAGAUUCACUUAUUCAAUGAAAAUAGUAUCAUAAGCAAUAAGAGAGUUGCAUCUUUAAAACCCUUCCUAUUUUUAAUACAUGACACUGGUAAUAUUUGAAAAUAUGAUCUUUAAAGUUUAUGCAUUAUUUUUAAUCUGAUUAAAACAAACAUUAAAUAUUUUCACUGCAACUGUGAAUUUCCUCAUCAGGAUGAAGAUAAAAACAGGACAUUUUCUUAGCAUAGCUGAUGGGUUUUUAUCACUUUCUUACAGAGUUCAUGUGAAAUGAGACAGCCUAAUUCAUAUGAGAAGAAAAAAUUGUCCCUAUAAUAAGCCUAUAUAUUUUCUACAUAAAUCUAGGAAGGUUUGUUUCAGCCUCUGCCAAUAGAGUUUGAUGUCCUUCAUGUGUACUGACAAAUGUUUUGCUUAGCACAAUGCCAAAAAUAACUAGCAGUACUUAUGCUAGAUUUCUGUUUCAUUGCUGAGGCUGCUGGAUUUUGUGGACAGCUUCUUCUGGUUUGUGGUGGAUAAAGAGGCUACUUUGUAUAAUGACAAAAGUUGUGGAGAAGGGUUAAUUUGCAACCUCUAAGAGGAAUAUUUAUAUUUGGGGAGUUGAGCAUAAUUGGCAUGUUCCACCUGAGGAAAAAAAUUUAGUUUUGUCUGUUUUGUUUAGAAGCGAUUGGGUUUAACUUCUUGGGCUCUGGUUAAAGUUGAGAGAGUCACUGAGAUAAUGGAAGCAAAAAUGAGGUUUGAGAAAUUUAAAUCUCAUCGUUUUAUUAAUAGUAGCCUUCCAGUAUCUGAAGGAGGCUUACAGGGAUGCUGAUGAGGGACCCUUCAUUAGGGACUGUAGUGAUAGGACAAGGGGUAACGGGUUAAAACUUA